Molecule: messenger RNA, 633 nt
Organism: Centropristis striata (black sea bass)
Lineage: Eukaryota; Metazoa; Chordata; Actinopteri; Perciformes; Serranidae
Product: ladderlectin-like
Exons: 7
Coding region: 58-633 (191 amino acids)
Molecular function (GO): signaling receptor activity
Source: RefSeq, a predicted model, not a curated record
UCACAUCUAACUGAAAGGUAAGACACCUGCUGCACUGCUUUUCAUUCAGUGGAGCCCAUGGCUGUGCUCUCCCUCUGUGUGUUUAUUGGUGUUUUUUUCUUCUCCACACAGAACGAUCAGUUGAUCAUCACCAUGAAGACUGUCCUGGUCCUCUCCAUACUUUUCUGUGCUUCAUUUGCAGCUCCGGCUGAAGACAAAGGGAAGGCUCCAGCAGCACUUGUGUCUGAGGAGGCAGAUCCUGACUCUCGUUUUAAUUUUUGUCCAAAUGGUUGGUACAGACAUGAAUCUCGCUGCUUCCUGUUCAGCCAAGCCGCCAUGUCAUGGCACAGAGCUGAGGAGUACUGCAACAGCCUGGGUGCCAACCUGGCCUCGGUUACCAACCCCAGAGAGUACAGCUUCCUCCAGCAGAUAACACAGAAUGCCCGUCAGAGCUUUGCAUGGCUGGGAGGCUUCCAGCUGCAGGGCCAGUGGAUGUGGAUUGACCGUGAGGGUUUCUAUUACACCAACUGGUAUAGCCAGUCCAGCUCCAGCAGCCACCUUUGCAUCUUCUUACGCAGCAGCAAUGGUUGGAGUAACACCCCAUGUAGCGCUACUUACCACUUUAUCUGCUCCAAAAGCCCUUUCAGAUGUUAA